Molecule: messenger RNA, 801 nt
Organism: Phytophthora sojae
Lineage: Eukaryota; Oomycota; Peronosporomycetes; Peronosporales; Peronosporaceae
Exons: 1
Coding region: 1-801 (266 amino acids)
Source: RefSeq, a predicted model, not a curated record
AUGGCCGCAGUAGUACGCCGUCCCGGUGUGCUGCUCGGCGGCGCGGCGCUCUACGCGGGCGUGGCCUUCGCGACGUAUGUGACGCUGUACGACCCGAAGAAAAGCGGCGCCAACGCCGACGCGCCGCACGUGGACGACGCCCGGCGGCUGCAGGUGUUCGACGCGAACGCGGCGCAGUACGACCGCGAGGUGGACUGGGACGAGCGGCUCACGGGCAUCUCGCUCAUGCGGCGCUUCCUGCUGCGGCGCGCGCGCGGCCGCGUGCUGGAGGUGGCGGUCGGCACAGGCCGCAACCUGGCCUUCUACCCGCCGAGCGCAGAUGUGGUGCUGACGGACUUCAGUCGGGGCAUGCUGGACCAGGUUUCGACUGCGCAGCGGCAGCAAGUGGCCAGCUGCGAGCUGCGCGUGAUGCGCGCGGACGAGCUGGCGUUCGGCGAGGGCGAGUUCGACACGGUGGUAGACACCUUCGGGCUCUGCAGCAUGGACGACUCGGCGCGCGCGCUGCGGGAGAUGCAGCGCGUGUGCAAGCAGGACGGCCGCAUCCUGCUGCUCGAGCACGGGCGCAGCAGCUACGCGUGGCUGUCGGGCCUGCUGGACAAGUUCGCGGACCUGCACGCGCAGAAGUGGGGCUGCCACUGGAACCGGGACAUCCUGGCGCUGGUGGAGCAGGCCGGCCUGGAGGUCGAGACGGUGCACCGCUUCCACUUCGGCACGACCUACUACAUCGUCGCCAAGCCUGGACGCGGCGCUGCUGCAGCUGCUAGUGAUGAUGAGGAGGAGAAGGAGACGGAGGAGAAGUAA